AAGAUGAAAUCCAUAUGAGAUAUAAGAACUUUCUAAAAUGACAUUAGGAUUUUCCAUCAUCGUUGUGCAAUACAAGAUAAGAAAUGAUUUCUAAACAAUUUCAUUAAAACAAUUAUAACAGAAGGUCGGAUUAAAACGAAGUUCUCGAAGAUAAGAUAGGCAUCAAAGUUGCAUUAUGAGCAUUCAAAAUGAAAGUCUGCCAUGCUAAUGGUUGAGGGUGAAGUGGAUUUUCCGCGACGAUUAAGAAAUUUACGGACAUUCUAACAUACACAAUACUACGUCGUGUAGAACACAGUGACGGUGGGCAAAGGCAACAGCAGGGAAGAGGCACACUUCCCCUCUCCAUUCACCUCAUCGCCAGUAGUCCUGGUUGGCUAUAGCCCAGAGUUCGGCGUCACAGUCAAACGCAAACAGUGGCCGCUGAGAAACAGAUCGCGGCACGAAUGCUCGAAAAAGUAACAACGAGUACACUGCGACACGGCACGCAAUCGUGCCUCGGUCCCGAUCGACGACUACCGGCAGCUCUGUGUCACCGCUUCCGAGGCAUCGCGACUUUACCACGAUUUUCGCACGGAUUCAUCGAUCCGCUGAUCGAGCAACCGGUGGGGCAACGAACGAACGAAACUUUCGACUUCGUCGCAUGACGGAGAACACAAUUCUUCCAAGAGAGAAUGAUCACUUCUCUAUUAAUCGCUGAUGUGACAAAAAGUAUUAAUUAAACCAGAUGAAGCGACUCUGAAUGCGCGCGGAAAAAUUGAAAACUGCUGCCAGAUGAUUUACUUGAUUUAUCUCUGUGAAUAAGUGUUCGAUUUUGUUAAAUCGAUUUCAAUCUUUGAAGUGCAGUGAACAAGUGUCAAAAUGGGAGUGAAAAAGUUUAUCAUGAAAAGGAUACCCUUUUGCAAGAUGAAGACAAAGAGGAAAUAUCAUGGAACGAAUACGGCCACACCGGUGCAGAACAACGCGCAACCGGAGCAGGCAGGGGGUGACUUCGACAACGCGAGCGUCGGUAGUGGAAACUCGAAUCUCAGCACCGGCGCGCUACAGAACAUCAGAGAGCAAAUGGCAGCUUCGUUGGAACGAAUGAGGGAGUUGGAAGAACAGGUCAAGGCGAUUCCCAUGUUGCAGGUGCAAGUGUCGGUGCUGAAAGAGGAGAAGCGGAAUUUGCUGCGACAAGUUGAAGAGCUUAGGAAGACGAACCUGUGCAAUGAGGCAGGGUUGCAUAGGUACCGGAGCCAGUCUUUCUCAGAACAACGUGGCACCCAGCGAAAUCCGAGGAAUCCCACGCCGACCAGAGACAUGGGAACGAUGUGCGGCGUAAUGACCAGGGAUGUCGGCGUUUCGCACCAACAGGUGCGAACACGAGAUAUCGGCAUGAUAACCAGUACUCCUAUAAAACAAUCAUUGCAACGGAGUCGAUUGCAGAUCGAAGAAAUAGUACCUGAAAUCAAAGACCAGUGCUCCUUGUUCGACGAUAGGACACCGUCGAGCUUUGACAAGCUCUACUCGAGCGAUUCUCGCGACAGUUGGAGGCCGACGUUGACCCGUAGCCAACUGAUGUACGAGGAAAUCGCGCCGGAAACAAAGACGAUGCGAAAUCGUUUGAAGAGGGGCCCACUUCAAGUAGAAUCGAUACCACCGAUCAGUCCGAAAUUGGUGAAAGACGCGAAGAAAUUUCGCGACCUCGGGGUAAACACGAGAAACAGGCUGAAAGAUUUGGUCCACAGCCAAUUUAUAAUCGAGGACAUACCACCGGAAGUGAAGAAGGAAAUUAAGAAACGAUCCACUGGAACCGUGACCGGCUUGAACAUGAAAGACGUGUUAACGAAGGACGACGUCGCAGUCAUCGUCGACGACGCUCUCAGGAUUUAUAAGAAUACUCUGAUCAAGGAUACUGUUUCGAGGGGUUGUCAGUGCACACCGGAUCCGCCGAGGGCGAUCGAGAAGAGGGAUCAGUUCACGCAGGUGGCGGAACCGUUUAAAAUGCGGACGAACGUGGGGGUGACUGUGAAACCGCGGGUGUCUGAGAUCGGAAUCGAGGUCAGAACCGGUCCGGGGACGAGGACCAUCGGCGUCGGCCCGGAUCCGAUAACCACCCAGUCUUUAUCCUUGCUCUCGUUGAACUCAAGGAGUCACUCGUUCAAUUACGGUGACACGAAGGUGAAAAGGAAAAGCACGAGGUCGGUCAGUGUGAUGGUGGACGAUUUGGUAAGGACCACCACGAAGAGCACCGACACUUCCGGUUUAACGCCAAAGAAACGCGAGUUCGGCACGUCGCCGAUACGAAAGAAAUUUACAGACGUCUCGGUCGGUGAGUCGAUCAGACCGCACAUCUCCAUCUCCUGCGCAGCGAACUAUUGCGAUAACUGUAAAGAGACUAUAAAGAAUCUGGCGAAGCAGAUCGUAAACAACGCCGAGAACAAUAUGAAUCAUCAGAACGCUCAGAAUCUCGUCUCGAGAAUACCAAGACCUUCGCAUAUACCGUUGAACAAUUCAGUCGAUCACAGGAAGCAGUUUAAGCGACAGGAUACCUACACGAAGAUACCGGCUGCCGGGGUGAUAAGAUACGAUACUGAUAACAAGGAGCAAUAUGAGAACAGCAUUCGUAUCCAACAGUUGCAAAGGGAGAAGAGUAAGGAUGAGAAGUCGGAGGAAUUAUACAGCACGGAAAAGCAGGCAGACAGCGAAGAGAAACACGAGCUGCCGGAAUCCGCUCUGUUUCAACCUAUCCAAGAAAAGCCCAGAAAAAAAGUUGAACCUUCGAAGGAGAUGCAAGCCGCCAUGAAGGUGCUCAACGACAACCUUAAGAAAUCACCCAGCAAAAACAUCUCCCAUCAAAUGAAAAACGCUGUCAAUAUCAUUCAAUUAGAAUGGUUCAAAAUCUCGAGCACGGCGAAUGCUAAUCCGUUAGAGGUAGAAGAUUAUCUAGAUUGCUUCGAAGAAUGUUCCAGUACUCUUCUAGAGUACAUCGUCAACAUGACUGACUCUAGCGGGAAUACAGCGAUGCAUUACGCAGUUUCCCACGGGAAUUUCGACGUAGUAUCCAUACUUCUAGAUUCAAAAGUUUGCGAUAUUAAUAAGGCAAAUGCUGCUGGUUACACGGCUGUGAUGUUAGCAGCUCUUGCCGAGGUCAGAAACUCCACUCACGCCUCGGUAGCUAACAGGUUGUUCCAGCUUGCUGACGUUAAUAUUCGAGCAAAAUUGCAUGGUCAGACUGCCCUGAUGUUGGCGGUAUCCCAUGGUCGAAAAGACAUGACUCAGUUGCUUCUGGAUGCCGGCGCCGCGGUUAAUAUUCAGGACGAGGAUGGCAGUACGGCUUUAAUGUGCGCGGCCGAACACGGACACACGGACAUCGUGCGAUUGUUACUCGCGCAUCCAGACUGUGAUCCAUCGAUCGUCGAUGUAGAUGGUAGUUCCGCUCUGAAAAUCGCGUUAGAAGCGGGCAAUCGGGAUAUCGGCGUGUUACUUUACGCCCACGAGCGUGUGAACAGAGGAACAAGUCCGUAUUCCUCGAUGAGACGAAGUAGGAGAGGCUCGAAACCGACCACCCCAACCGGACCUUCACCUUCAGCCCCAGUAAGCCCAGCUCCAUCCCGAAGAUUUCAUUCAUCAACCGUUUCCCUGAACACCUCUAAAUAUUCAGCUAAAUAAUUUGAGAGAUCAUUUAAAAUCUUUUUUCUUUUUAUUAAUAUUUUACCCAUUCGGAAACAAUUUGCAUUAUGGUAAUCGACGGUAUCAUACGAAUAAGCAAUAGGCGUCUCGUAUUUCCUAUAUUUAUUACUAAUGUAUUUUAGUAUUUAUCGUCGGUCCACGAUAUCUUAAUUAAGGUGUUUAUUUGAUAAGGUGAACGUUCUUGCCUAACGAUUGAUCAGUCCCGAUACAUUUAAUUUAAGACGUCUAUUUAACUGCUCAACUUUGUGUACAAUUACAUAUUCGAAGGGAGUUUGAAGAUACUGUUUUGUAAAGUUAGUCUUAGUAGGAAGAGCGUGAGUGAAACGAACCGUUUUUCAUCGUUAGUCGAUAGAAAGCAUUUGUAUAAAGUUCAGAAAUACUUUCUGGGUGCUAUCGAAAUGAAAAUAAUCCAUUCUUAUUGUUGAUAAAUUUUAUACGACGUCUCGAGAAAGAAAAAUGAAACGGUGAUCGUCAAACGAUCGUAAACUUCAAAAUUCGUUUUUUAAACUUAGAAACUGUGAAAGUACAAAAGGAAGUUUUUACAUUGUAGAAAUGAAUCACAGCACAGGAAUCGAGUAAUGUCUUCCAACAUCUUAUGGCACAAAACAUUCCAAAAAAAAAAAGAAAGAAAUCAAGAACUGAUCCAAAUUUCUUAACAAUUCUUAUACCUACUUCAUAGCAUGUUCAAGGCCUAAUUUUCAUUUAAUUCUGGGGAUCAAACUAUCGACAGCAUGUGCGCAAAUGCGAAUAUUUUCUUUCGCAAUUAAUGUCACAUUUCUAUACGAAAUGAAGAAAAAAAACUUUCGUAGAACCUAUGAAUGGUCGUUCGAUGUUGAAGUAGAAAUGUUAUAAAUGUGAAAAUAUAUAGAUGAAUAUGAUAGAUGGAUCAAAUGUCGAAGAGGGAAAUUCUCUGAGUUUAAUGAUUGUUGAAAUUUUUGUCAGGGUACAUACAAUACAUACAAUAUAUACAUUACAUGCAUAUUUAUAUAAAACGAAAUAUAAAAAUGUAAUAUCAUUUCAUUCCUCGUUUAUGUGUGUUACCUUCGUGUUAGGAAUUGGAUGUUUAUGAAUUAUCUUCGAGUUGUAUAUUUUCUUAUAUAGGGUUGUGAAUAUAUUUAGAAAUAACGAAUCUAUUUAAGUUCAGCAUCAAAGAUCUAAGUUAACGUCAUAAUGAGUAUUUUUAGUAUUAAGAAUUUGUAUUUAACGUUAAAUGACAUCUACGAAGGUAGUACUGGUAUGAAGUAUAAAUAGACAUGAGGGUAUCUAGAAAGUAGAUGACUACUUUUCAUUGUUUGUGCCUUUAUAUUUAACAUACAUACUGUAAUUAAUAAUAAACUUGACACGAAACAUUAAA
Ceratina calcarata is the source of this 5023-nucleotide messenger RNA. It is a transcript of the gene Kank, whose product is annotated as KN motif and ankyrin repeat domain-containing protein 2 kank. The transcript has 7 exons. The record is from RefSeq and is a predicted model, not a curated record. Lineage: Eukaryota; Metazoa; Arthropoda; Insecta; Hymenoptera; Apidae. The coding region runs from base 859 to 3648 and encodes 929 amino acids. Gene Ontology annotation, cellular component: cytoplasm; cytoskeleton. Gene Ontology annotation, biological process: negative regulation of actin filament polymerization. Gene Ontology annotation, molecular function: protein binding.